UCAAUUUAGAAAAAAAUACAACAACCAAUCCUCACUUACUCAUCAACCAACAAGAACAAUCAAUUAUUCCUCAACUAUCAAAACAACAAUUAACCCUAAUGAAUCUUAGAAACUCAACCAAUAACAACCCAAACGUAGGUAAUAAUAUCAUCAUGCAUGCCGCAUGCAGAAAUAUGCCACCAAAACCAACACCAAAAUCAAAACCAUAACCAUUCAAUUGCCUCAUUAUUAUUCUUCCAUUUUUUUCCGACCAAAAUAAGUGUUUCUUAAAAUGUCCAAAUUUGAUCCAUACAGCCAUAUUGGAGUUGCUCUAAAUCCAGACGGUACCCUCACCCGGAACUUAAACUAUCCAACGGUUGAGGCGAAUCUAGAACCUUCUCCGGGAAGUUCUACCGUCUCAAAAGACAUAACCAUUAACCAUGAAAACAAAACAUGGGUUAGAAUCUUCCGACCAACGAAACUUCCUUCCAAUGACAACACCGUUGCAAGGUUACCAAUCUUUAUCUUCUUCCACAACGGUGGAUUCAUCCACUUUACACCGGCAAGCAACAAUGUCCACGGAAACUGCUCGCAAAUUGCGAGCGAAAUCCCGGCCAUUGUUGUCUCGGUUGGAUUUCGUCUCUCGCCGGAGAACCGGCUCCCGGUGGCGUACUAUGAUGGCUGCGACGCCGUUUUGUGGGUGAAGGAACAAGUGGCUGACCCUAAUGGGGAACAAUGGCUAAGGGAUUAUGGUGAUCCUUCAAGAUGUUACCUCUAUGGGGUUGGAUGUGGUGGCAACAUUGUUUUCAACACCGCAAUUCUUCUUCUAGAAGAGAAUUUGGAUCCUCUAAGAAUUGGUGGUAUCAUCAUGAAUCAACCAAUGUUCGGUGGGGUAAAAAGGACAGCCUCGGAGCUUAAGUUUGCAACAGAUCAAUUGUUACCAUUGCCAGUGUUGGAUUUGUGUUGGGAACUUGCUCUGCCCAAAGAAACUAACCGUGACCAUAGAUAUUGUAACCCUAUGAUAAAAGGGCCACACUUUGAAAAUGUUAAGAAGUUGGGUAGGUGUCUUGUUAUUGGGUUUGGUGGUGACAUUAUGGUUGACAAGCAACAAGAGUUUGUGACCAUGUUGGUUAAAUGUGGGGUUCAAGUGGAAGCAAGGUUUGAUCAAUUAGGGUUCCAUAGUAUUGAUAUGGUAGACCCUCUGAGGUUUAGUGCGGUUAUGAAUAUUGUCAAGGAGUUUAUCCUUUAAUUUGAUGAGUUUUAACUAAUGCUUUUUUAUUAAUUAGUGGAGUUAAUUAUUAUUCAUCAUAUAUGGUACUUGAUUUUG
This is a messenger RNA of Arachis ipaensis, 1306 nucleotides long. Its product is annotated as putative carboxylesterase 9. Lineage: Eukaryota; Viridiplantae; Streptophyta; Magnoliopsida; Fabales; Fabaceae. Gene Ontology annotation, molecular function: hydrolase activity. The record is from RefSeq and is a predicted model, not a curated record.